GCCAAAAAAAAAAGAGGAGGAGGAAGAGGAAGAGGGCAGAGAGAAGCGCCCGGACCGCGGGCAGCCCCGGGCAGCAGCGGAGCGGCCGUCCCGUCCCACUCCCAGCAUGUUCCAGUGGAAGAAGACCAUCUACAAAACAGUCUGCCUGUCCUUCUUGCUGGUGAUCACAGUGACGGUGCUGCAGCGGGGAAUGGCCCCCAGCCAGUUCAUGCCGGGCCAGCAGCAGAAAGAGCCGCCCCCAACGGAGCCCCUGAAGACGCAGAAGAGAGACAACUCCUUCCCCAUGACCAGCACCUUCUGGAAGAGCAAGAAGGAGAAAGCUGCUGUGAAGGAGGAGGAGAGCGCGAUGGCAAAACCAACAAAGUCCUGGGACGUCACCACUACCAACUGCUCAGCCAACCAGAACCUGAGCAAAGUGGACUGGUUCAAAGGGCUGGAGCCCAACUUCCAGCAGUUCCUGCUCUACCGGCACUGCCGCUACUUCCCCAUGCUCAUCAACCACCCCGAGAAGUGCGGCGGGGGCGUCUACCUGCUCAUCGUGGUCAAGUCCAUCAUCACGCAGCACGACCGCCGCGAGGCCAUCCGGAGGACCUGGGGCCAGGAGAAGGAGGUGGACGGCAAGAAAAUCAGGACACUGUUCUUGUUGGGCACGGCCUCCAAGGAGGAGGAGAGAGCCAACUACCAGAAGCUGCUGGAUUACGAGAACCACAUCUACGGGGAUAUCUUGCAGUGGGAUUUCCUGGACAGCUUCUUCAACCUCACCCUCAAAGAGGUCCAUUUCCUGAAGUGGCUGAACAUCUACUGCGACGACGUCCGCUUCAUCUUCAAAGGCGACGACGACGUGUUUGUGAGUCCCAGCAACAUCCUGGAGUUCCUGGAGGACAAGAAGGAAGGAGAGGACCUCUUUGUGGGGGAUGUCCUCUAUAAGGCCAGGCCGAUCCGGAGGAAGGAGAACAAGUACUACAUCCCCAGCGCCCUCUACAACAAAAACAACUACCCGCCCUACGCGGGGGGUGGCGGCUUCAUCAUGGAUGGGUCGCUGGCCAAGAGGCUGCACAAGGCCUCGGAGACGCUGGAGCUGUACCCCAUCGACGACGUCUUCCUAGGGAUGUGCUUGGAGGUCCUGAAGGUAUCACCUGUUGGGCAUGAGGGCUUCAAAACUUUUGGCAUUGUGAAGAAUAAGAACAGCAAGAUGAACAAGGAGCCGUGUUUUUUCCGGGGUAUGUUGGUGGUUCAUAAACUGCUGCCUCCGGAGUUGCUCCAAAUGUGGGACUUGGUCCAUAGUAACUUGACGUGCUCGAGAAAACUCAACAUCCUUUAGCUCAGUCUCUCUGGAGAGCUGGGACUGGAGGGAUCAGGACAACCAGUCCCUGCUCCGGGAGGGGGAUGAGCCUCUGCUGGUGGCACACAAAUCUUUCGGGGGCAUCUCCGUCCGGGGCAAGGAGGGCAGAGAGAGACACUGUGCUCGCAGGCAGGGUUUGUGAUACUGUUUGAUUCUGUACUGUAACUGGUUCACUUAUCUCCAGCUGGGUUGGGGGUUGCUGAAAAAGAAGAGGGUGGGGGAAAAAAAGACAAAAAAAGCAAACAACUAAUCUAAGCACCAAAUGAAGAGAGAGAGGGCAGAGGGGUUUGUGCUCUGCCUUAGGUACUACCUCCAUGUGACGAGCAGCGAGUGGGGGGAGACAGGGAGGGAUGUGGCAAGGGCAUUUUUGGGAUGUUCAGGGGAAGCAGCACUGGAAGGACCUGAGUGGUUCACUAGUGCGUGAGCUCCCCCAUGAGUCAAAAGUCAAGGGAGUUUUGUUGGUUAUCUCAGAUUUCUGCUCUGUGCAAGGUUUCAGUGACAUUAACCCUGUGUGCAUUGGGUUCACCCCUGCCCAAAUCCCCACUGCACAGCUGGGAAAAGGGGCUCUCCUCUGAGGCUGGACCUCGCCGGCCCCAAGCCCCUAAUGGGGGUUUCAGCCAGUGGGUUGGGGGAUUGAGGUCUUUGUCCUCCAAAGAGGGUCCUGGAGGACGGUGGCUGCCAGCAGCAGCCUGUGCUGUGCUGGGCUGCCCACCCCUCUGCCAGCCUGGCUGUGCCUGCGCUCCCAGGAAUGCACCCAGCCCAAAUUCCUCAGGGAUUUAUUCCUCCUGGCAGGAAGGGGAGGCGACCAGAUGGGCUGCCCUUGCCCCUGGCCAGGAAGGAGGCAGAGAGACUUGGAUGGCCCCAGUUGCCAUGGCCCAGGGGCUUAUGACCUCUGGGACUCCCACCUUGGGUGUGGGCAUCCCAGGGGUCUCACUGCAAGGAGAUCUCAGCAGGGGAUGACAGCCCCUGAAGCCCCCCAUGCAACGGCUGCUUUGGGCUCAGCCCCACUUUGGCAGGUUGGGGCACAGGGGCCAAGGUGAGGGAGGGCUGGUAUUUAGCACCACAUCUGCUCCACUCAGCCUUGCUGCAGUGUUUAUUCUCCAGGAUGAGGCUCAGGAGCGUGACAGAGGCUGGUACCAUGAGACAUGGCCCUCUUGCUUUGGGCUGAAAAGGGCCACUGAAGCUGUGGAGGGCAGUCCCGAGCCAGCUGCUGGGAUCAAAACCCCACGACCACCGAGGCAUGUGGUGAUGCAGAGGCCAGGGGUGCUCUCCAGCCACCAAGUGCAGGCAUGAGCAAAAGCAGCACCACGUGCAGAGCCACAGGCACAGGCUCCGUGCACACAGCCGGGGCUGUGCGUGUCCCUGCUGGGGCGUGGACACAGCCACAGCCCUGCACAGCAGAACACAGGCACAUGGGCACUCACUCUCUCUCUCUCUCUCUCUCUCUCUCUCUCUCUCUCUCUGGUGCCAGACAUUGAAAGGAAAAAAAUGUGACUACCUCAAAGGUC
Colius striatus (speckled mousebird) is the source of this 2850-nucleotide messenger RNA. It is a transcript of the gene B3GNT7, whose product is annotated as UDP-GlcNAc:betaGal beta-1,3-N-acetylglucosaminyltransferase 7. Bases 107 to 1321 code for a protein of 404 amino acids. The record is from RefSeq and is a predicted model, not a curated record. The transcript is spliced from 2 exons. Gene Ontology annotation, cellular component: membrane. Lineage: Eukaryota; Metazoa; Chordata; Aves; Coliiformes; Coliidae. Gene Ontology annotation, molecular function: hexosyltransferase activity.